Messenger RNA from Juglans regia (Persian walnut), 2090 nucleotides. RefSeq names its product protein DETOXIFICATION 52. Gene Ontology annotation, molecular function: antiporter activity; xenobiotic transmembrane transporter activity. Gene Ontology annotation, biological process: xenobiotic detoxification by transmembrane export across the plasma membrane. Gene Ontology annotation, cellular component: membrane. Lineage: Eukaryota; Viridiplantae; Streptophyta; Magnoliopsida; Fagales; Juglandaceae. The transcript has a single exon. The coding region runs from base 263 to 1912 and encodes 549 amino acids. The record is from RefSeq and is a predicted model, not a curated record.
AAUACAUCCAUGCCCUGCAUUCUUAUCUAUCCUCUAUUGGAAAGUAGUAGCAUCCAUUCAUAUAGAGAGAAAGAGACAGAGUGAGACAGAGUGAAGCAGAGACACACAGAGGUUUCGAAGAGAGAGAGAGAUAAAAGAGUGCUCUCCAGGAGAGUAUCUCCGCACAUCUGCUAGCUCAGCUAAUUUUUUGCAGGGUGACACAGAUUUGUUUGAUCGUUAUCAUCAUCAUCACCAUAGAUCGUCGUUGUUUUCAUCUUCAAUCAUGUAUAAUUCAGACUUUAAUACAGAUUCCCCCAUAUCUGCAACUGAGAAGGAAGAGCACCAGCAGCCUCUAAUCACCCACCUUUUUCUCGAUCUCUUAUCGCAGCUGAUUAUCCCUACAAAAGACGACCCAGAGAACCCCAAGACAGAGUACCCCGAAAAGCUAACCCAGUUUUCUCUACCAACUCUGCCCGAGAUCGUCUCUGAAUCUAAGUCACUCGUAAAGCUGGCUUUCCCCAUGGUUUUAACUGCCCUCAUUCUCUACUCUCGGUCUAUCCUCUCCAUGCUCUUCCUCGGCCAAUUCGGUGACCUUGAACUCGCCGCUGGCUCGCUGGCCAUCGCUUUUGCCAAUAUAACAGGCUAUUCUGUGCUCGCAGGCCUUUCUCUGGGCAUGGAGCCCCUUUGUUCGCAAGCCUUCGGAGCAAACCGUCCCAAACUUUUAUCUGUAACGCUUCACCGUGCCGUGAUUUUCCUCCUCGUCUCGUCCAUACCCAUUUCUUUUCUCUGGCUCAACAUGUCCAGGAUUCUUCUUUGUCUACACCAAGACCCCAACAUCACUCGCAUGGCUCACAGGUACCUAAUGUUCUCUCUCCCGGACCUCUUGACCAACUCUUUCAUUCACCCAAUCCGCAUUUACCUUCGCACUCAGGGCAUCACGCACCCUCUCACGUUAGCAUCCCUCGCUGGCACGGUUUUCCUCUUGCCUAUGAACUUUCUGCUCGUCUCCCAUUUCCGCCUUGGUGUGGUAGGAGUUUCGGCAGCCUCAGCCGCCUCCAACUUUUUCGUGCUCUUAUCCGUUGUCCUAUACGUGUGGGCCACCGGGUUACACGAACCAACCUGGACUAGUCCGAGCCGAGAGUGUCUCACCGGCUGGAAGCCGCUGCUCCGGCUCGCCGCUCCAAGUUGCGUCUCUGUUUGCCUGGAAUGGUGGUGGUACGAGAUCAUGAUCGUCUUGUGCGGGCUUUUGGUGAACCCCAGAACAACCGUGGCGUCAAUGGGCAUCUUGAUUCAAACAACAGCCUUGAUUUACGUGUUCCCGUCCUCCCUCAGCAACGCCGUGUCGACUCGGGUCGGGAACGAACUGGGAGCGAACCAUCCUCACAAAGCGAAAACAUCCGCGGUAGUGGCGGUGUGCGUGGCGGAGUUAAUGGGACUAUUAGCGAUGACGUUCGCCUCGGGGAUGAGGGAUAAGUGGGCCCGGAUGUUCACUAACGAUUCCGAGAUACUAAAGUUGACGGCAGCCGCUCUACCAAUCAUAGGGCUGUGCGAGCUCGGGAACUGUCCGCAGACCGUGGGGUGUGGGGUGUUGAGGGGGAGCGCGCGCCCGACCUCGGCGGCUAACGUAAACCUUGGAGCAUUUUAUUUUGUAGGCAUGCCCGUGGCCGUUGGUCUAGCAUUCCAACUCAAAAUUGGGUUCUGCGGGCUUUGGUUGGGCCUACUAUCGGCCCAGAUUUGCUGCGCUGGUUUGAUGUUGUACGUGAUCGGAACGACGAACUGGGAGUUCCAAGCUCGUAGGGCCCAGAUGCUAACUUGCACUGGGGGUACUGGAGAAUCAGAGCUCAGCUGUGACGGUGGUGGGAAGGCUAUAGAGCAAGAGACAAUAGUAUGUAUUGUGGUCGCUUCCUCUUGUGAGCCCAAGGACCAAUACUAAGGGACAAACCAAGAAGCAAACCAACUUCUUUUUCUUUCUUUUCUUUCCCUUUUUAGAUUGUAAUUCUUGUCAUUGAUAUCUCUGUUCAAUUUUCUUUUUUUCUUUUUUCUUUUUUUUUAAUUUUUGUGGAGUUGAGAGAGAUUGGACCUCAUGAGUGAAGUGGAUAAAGGAUAAAACU